Molecule: messenger RNA, 626 nt
Organism: Odocoileus virginianus texanus
Lineage: Eukaryota; Metazoa; Chordata; Mammalia; Artiodactyla; Cervidae
Product: hemoglobin fetal subunit beta
Biological process (GO): hydrogen peroxide catabolic process; oxygen transport
Cellular component (GO): hemoglobin complex; blood microparticle; haptoglobin-hemoglobin complex
Molecular function (GO): haptoglobin binding; heme binding; peroxidase activity
Source: RefSeq, a predicted model, not a curated record
CUUGCUUCUGACACAACCGUGUUCACUAGCAACUACACAGGCAGACACCAUGCUGACUGCUGAGGAGAAGACUUCCGUAACCGCCCUAUUUGGCAAGGUGAAAGUGGAUGAAGUUGGUGGAGAGGCCCUGGGCAGGCUGCUGGUUGUCUACCCCUGGACUCAGAGGUUCUUUGAGCACUUUGGGGACUUGUCCACUGCUGAUGCUGUUAUGGGCAACCCUCAGGUGAAGGCCCAUGGCAAGAAGGUACUUGAGUCCUUUAGUGAUGGCCUGAAGCACCUUGACGACCUCAAGGGUGCCUUUGCUAAGCUGAGUGAGCUGCACUGUGAUAAGCUGCACGUGGAUCCUGAGAACUUCAGGCUCCUGGGCAAUGUGCUGGUGGUUGUGCUGGCUCGCCGCUUCGGUGGUGAAUUCACCCCGGAGUUGCAGGCUAGCUUUCAGAAGGUGGUGACCGGUGUUGCCAAUGCCCUGGCCCACAGAUAUCACUAAGUUCCCCUUCCUGAUUUCCAGGAAAGGUCUUUUCAUCCUCAGAGCCCAAAAACUGAAUAUGGAAAAAUUAUGAAGUGUUUUGAGCAUCUGGCCUCCGCCUAAUAAAAACUUUUAUUUUCAUUGCACUGGUGUAUUUAAA